This is a messenger RNA of Aureobasidium vineae, 1275 nucleotides long. Lineage: Eukaryota; Fungi; Ascomycota; Dothideomycetes; Dothideales; Saccotheciaceae. The record is from the annotation of a GenBank genome assembly.
AUGCGCCAAACCAUAUGGACAUUGUCGACAUGCCUGCGACAGUUGCCGCGACCUUUGUCGCUUCGCGGCAUUCGUCUGCAAACCACAGCGGCUGCGGCUGAUGGAGCCAUUUCUCCUGCCCUGCUCUCACGAGCUCGGUCAAUGGCAAAAGAGCACGACGACAUUACUGCCAAACUCGCCGAAAACUUCGACACAAAAGCAGCCAAGAAAUUGGGCCAGCUGUCAUCCGUCAACAAUGCAUUGAAAGAGUGGGAAAAGGCAAAUGACUCUCUGUCAGAGUUGCGAACGCUUCUGUCCGACCCCAAGACAGACAAGGAUCUUGUAGAAUUGGCAGAGGAGGAUCUAGCAUCCUCGCAGACCGACUUCUCUCAGGCGUCGGACGCACUCAAGCUUGCACUCGUGCCUCGCCAUCCAUUCGCCGAUCUGCCAUGUUUGAUCGAAAUCAGACCUGGCGCAGGCGGUGGAGAAGCCGCCAUCUUUGCUGGCGACAUGUUGCGCAUGUACACCUCAUACUGCAAUCGCCUAGGUCUACGGACAUCUCUGCUCAAAUACGAAGACGCCGAUGGUCAAGGCGCAGGCUCAGAUGCACCGCUCCAAGAAGCAGUGCUCGAAGUCGAGUCUCCAGGCGCAUAUGGCAUUUUGAGGUGCGAGGCUGGAGUUCACCGAGUACAACGUGUGCCAGCGACAGAGAGCAAAGGACGCACACACACCAGCGCAGCAUCCGUUCUGGUUCUCCCAUCCUUUCCCGCAGAACCCUCGCAAGAUCUAGGAGAAGACAGCUUCGACGACCCUAACAGCGACUACUAUGUCGAUCCCAAGGAUGUCCGCACCGAUGUCAUGCGCGCAAGGNGAGCAGGCGGACAGCACGUCAACACAACCGACAGUGCUGUCAGAUUGACCCAUUUGCCCACCGGAACCGUCGUCGCAAUUCAGGACUCGCGUUCACAACCCAAGAACAGAGAAAAGGCAUGGAGGCUGCUCAGAAGUAGACUUGCCCAGUCAAGGCGCGAACAAAGAGAAGAAGAGAUGCUUGCCAUGCGCCGAAGCGUUGUUGGUAUCGCAAAGAUGGGCAGAGAGAACAAGAUUAGGACAUACAACUGGGGCCAGCAGAGAGUGACGGAUCACCGCAGCGGCAUCAGUGUGCACGAUCUAGACGAUGUCCUCGAAGGAGGCAUUGAACUCGAGCGUGUCAUGGAGAGUGUCCGAGGAUGGCUCAGCGAGCAAGAGGUGCUGGGCCUGGCUGCCGAGGAAGAGCUGGCUGCUAAGAAAGACUGA